UUUCCUUCUUGAUUAUAAUCCGAAUCUUUCGAAACGAAAAAAUGUCACACUUAUUCGUAGUCUAGUAAACUUGUUGCAUUUAUAUUUUUGAUGUAUAUUUUUUAUGCAAAUAGUAUAUAUAAUAGAUAUCAAAUAUAUAAACUCUCUUCAAAUUAAUAUUUACAUAAUUCUUACUCGAUGAGUUCAAAGAGGAUUUGUAAUCUUUUGUAUUCUCAUUGGCAUAUACUUGACUAGCUUGAGUCAUCUGCAUGUAAAUUAAAGUGUUUAAUCGUUACAACGAAGUUCAUGUUUAGAUAUGAUAAGUAUAAUAAAUGCGCGACUCACAACUACGCAACUUUUGCUAAACAUUUGUGAUACUGUGAAGUUAUUGACGUGCGCGUUUUCUGAUAUUUAAUACGAGAUUAAUAUGGAUCAGUGGCUUAAAAAUAGUAUACUAAUGAAAUACGAUAUCGGCUUUACAAUUUAUACGACUUUAAAAAAAUUAUGCACGGAUAUUAGUAAUUAGCUAUGCUAAAAUUAAACUCGUACAAUAUUCUAUGAAAGGGAAUCGCGUGUGCGUGAGAACCAAUUUCUUUUUGAAAUCUACUGCAUUAUAAAAUUAAAUAUUACGUAAAUUUGCCCCGUUAAAUAUAUCAUAUUGAUAAAUUGAUCUGUGCGAAGAAAAAUUGAACGAAAGAAAAUAAGACUGUUCGAAGUAAAACGUGUGAUAUAAUAGUAACAACAAACAAUAUCCUCCUCGUGACAAAUGUGCUUCGAUAAUUGGUCAACCAGUAUUUUUCCUAUCAGAAUUUUCCUUCUGUGCAGGAAAAUUUUAAUACUAAAAAUUCUGUUUGAGCCGAAAUUAUUUCACGACUUGGGUAUCCGACCGGGCAAUUUACUAUCGUAUCUCAAGGACAAAAUAAUUUCGGCGCGAUAAAAACAUAUUUGCAAUUACGUAACUAAUUGUUAAAAAUUGCGCUCGCCAACUCCAGUUAGCUGAUUCCAAUUUAUAUGCCAGUGUAUAUUAAGUGUAUAUCGUCAAGUUUUACAUUCUGCGCGACUAUACAGAAAAAUCAGUGUCCGAGGAUUGUCAGUCGAAAAGAAUGGAAAGCCAGGGAGCGUCUCAAUUUCGAGAUCAAGCCUGAGUUACCAGUGCCAUACGUGGUGGUCCAUCAUGGCGGUAUACGUAAUUAUUGUCGAGAUCAGGAGACAUGCUCCGCAAUCGUCAGGUCGUACCAGAAUUUUCACAUGGACGAUCGGGGCUGGUGGGACAUCGGCUAUAGUUUUCUUAUUGGCGAAGACGGUAAUGUUUAUGAGGGUCGUGGCUGGGAUUUCACAGGCGCUCACGCCCCUGGAUAUAACAACCAAAGCAUUGGGAUAUGCGUCAUAGGACACUUCAGCGACUUUCUUCCCAAUGAGGCCGCCCUGAAGUCGCUGAACGAAUUGAUAGCUUGCGGGGUUUCACUCGGCAAGAUAAGAGACAAGUACAACGUGAUUGGUCAUCGACAGGCACGGAAUACGGAGUGCCCCGGCGAGAGUUUUUACAAGUAUGUAAAAACUCUUCCCGGUUGGACUGCAAAUCCGAUACCAGAGAUUCGUUCGACUACCACCACGAGAAAACCGAUGAUGCAGGGUGAUAACAGUGAGGAAGAUAGCAAAUCAAGCGCCACUCUAUGAUGACUUUUAGGUCAUUAUUAAGUGGACCAAAAUGAAUCUUAAACGUAGAUCGCAGAUUUAACAUAAGACUCAUGAUAAGACAUAAGAAUUGUGAGUAAUGCAAAACUACUUUAUUUUUAUUGCAAAUAGUAUUUAUAGUAUCUUAUGUCGAUUCUAUACAAAUAUCUUCCUUACUUUUUAUUUAUAAAGAGAAUCAAAUGAAGUCACUUAAUGUUUAAUUUAUGUUUUGAAAAUUUAGAUAGAUUUAGAAAAAUUAAAUAUUAUUUAGUAUUUUUAAUAAUCUUCUCAGUAUACUAUCGAACGACCGUUGCUACCUCUGCUAUUAUCAUUACGUUCUAGUUGGCGUAAAUAGUUAUUUAAAUGAAAGAAAAAUGACUUUCUCUGUUUCACGAAGGUAAUUCCCCUGACGUACAAAGUGACACUUUGCACUAAUUUAUAUCUAACAGUUAAGACAGAUGUCAGACAAUGUCGUUAAUUAAAACGCAAAGAUAUAUACCGUUUUUUUUUUUUAAAUAAGUCGUGAAAAAUCAUAAGCCAGUCUACAUAAAAUAUUAGUGACAUAAGUAUCUUUCAUGCAAGUUCGGUAAAUGAAAUCAAUGUCACGCUUGCUUCGCGUGCAAGUCGUACUUUUACGUGGCUAUGUUCGUUACAACAAUAUAUGCUUUAAGGUCACGGUCUUCGAGUUUAAUUAACGACAUUGGUGAAGUAUCACGCGGUGUCGCAUAUGAUUGUCUCUGAUUUUUGUAAUUUUGUAUAGAUUGCUCAGAUCUUAAAAUUACUCACAUUUUUUUAGGUAUAGUAUCUAUAAUAUGUGUCAAUUAGGAUCAAAUUUCAUAGAAAUUAACAUUAGCAAGUAUUAACAAUAGAACUGUAUAAUCUUACGAUCGAAACUAUUUUUCGAAAAUUGCAAAAAUUAUAUACGUAUAUCUAAAAAAA
Molecule: messenger RNA, 2592 nt
Organism: Pogonomyrmex barbatus (red harvester ant)
Lineage: Eukaryota; Metazoa; Arthropoda; Insecta; Hymenoptera; Formicidae
Product: peptidoglycan-recognition protein SC2
Biological process (GO): peptidoglycan catabolic process
Molecular function (GO): N-acetylmuramoyl-L-alanine amidase activity; zinc ion binding
Source: RefSeq, a predicted model, not a curated record